Columba livia (rock pigeon) is the source of this 4746-nucleotide messenger RNA. It is a transcript of the gene NHLRC1, whose product is annotated as NHL repeat containing E3 ubiquitin protein ligase 1. Bases 39 to 1202 code for a protein of 387 amino acids. NCBI's taxonomy places the organism in Eukaryota, Metazoa, Chordata, Aves, Columbiformes, Columbidae. Gene Ontology annotation, cellular component: nucleus. The transcript is spliced from 3 exons. Gene Ontology annotation, molecular function: ubiquitin protein ligase activity; translation repressor activity; protein binding. The record is from RefSeq and is a predicted model, not a curated record. Gene Ontology annotation, biological process: proteasome-mediated ubiquitin-dependent protein catabolic process; negative regulation of translation; protein polyubiquitination.
GGCCAGCGCCGGCCCCGCCCCGCCUCGCCGCGGCGGGGAUGGCGGCGGAGGACGAGGCGGAGCUGAGCCUGCUGGAGUGCCGGGUGUGCUUCGAGCGCUACGGCCCCGGCGGGGAGCGGCGGCCGCGGAACCUGCCCUGCGGGCACGUCCUCUGCCGGGGCUGCGUGGGCGCUCUGAGCGGCCCCGAGCGCCGGCGGGUGGAGUGUCCCUUCUGCCGGCGGGCCUGCGGCUCCGCCGAGACCAGCGACUGCCUCCCGCUGCUGCAGCUGCUGGAGGUCCUGGGCCCCGCCGGCGACAGCGUCCCCUCGGCCUUGGGGAGGAGCGGCGGCGGAGAGGCGGCCGGGCCGGGCCCCACGGGCCUGGGGCUCCGGCUGUCGCUGGGAGGCUGGGGGUCGCUGGUCAACCCCACCGGGGUGGCCGCCUGCCGGAGGUCGGGACGCCUGGUGGUGGCACACGACGGCAAGAAGAGGAUCCACGUCUUUGGGCCGAGCGGAACCUGCCUGCAGCGGUUCGGGGAACGGGGGGACGCGGGCAACGACAUCAAGUACCCGCUUGAUGUGACGGUGAUGCCGGACGGGCACGUGGUGGUCACCGAUGGCGGGGACCGUGCAGUGAAGGCCUUUGAUUUUGAUGGAAGGGGGGUCCUGGCUGUCCGGGAAGGUUUCUGUUUGCCUUGGGGUUUGGAUGCCACCCCCGAGGGCGAAGUGAUCCUGACCGACUCGGAGGCAGGAGCUCUGUAUCGCCUGACGGCCGACUUCAAGAAUGGGAAAUUGAAGAAGUGUCAGAUGAUCCGGUCUCAGCUCACCAGCCCCAGAGGGGUUGCAGUCUCCCAGACCUUGGGUGCUGUCGCAGUGAUAGAGCACCUGAAAGCUCAAGGACCGAACAGCAGCAGCACCCGAGUGAAGAUAUUCAGUGCAGAGAUGGAUCUUGUUGGCCAGAUGGACAGCUUCGGUCUGAACCUCGUUUCCCCCUCCAAAAUAUAUACUACAGCUGUGGCCUUUGACAAAGAGGGUCGUGUUAUAGUAACAGAUGUCUGUAGCCAGGCUGUAAUAUGCUUAGGGAAACCUGAGGAGUUUCCCAUCUUUAAUCCUCUAAUUAGUCACGGGCUUUCAUAUCCUGUAGGACUGACUUAUACAGCAAACAAUUCCCUCGUCAUUUUAGACAGCGGUGAUCAUUCAAUAAAAAUAUAUAGCUCCACGUGAACAGGUUUAGGUGCUCACUGCUAUGGGUACAAGCUGCUUUUGGCUAUAAAGCAAGCAAAGUUCUGGUGUUGGUAGGUGUCUAGAGAGGAGGCGUUUUCUGGGCUUUAAGUGAAAUUGCUGUCUUUGGCCAACACGCUGUGCUUACUGCGAAACUUCCAUUGAGUCUUUUGCCUAUCCGCAAGAAAAGACCUGGCAGUUGCAGGCUGUAGCCAGCAGUUAAUUUGGCAUUUUAAAAGUAUUUCAUUCCUUGACAACCAAAUGUUUUUGGUACUUUUUGAUGAGUAAUAACAAUGACAUUUGGAAUGGAGUAAUCAAAGACUGGCACCUGGGCGAGGAAGUGAUGCAUUGUUUGUUUACCUUUCCCAGCACAUAGUUUUCAUUAUUGCUCAUUAAGCAUAGAUACGCUUAUUAGAGUGACAGAGUGGUUUCUGUUUCCAGGAUUUCUGCACGAGAAAGGAGACUGGCUUGGCAAAACCAUAGGAGAAACAGAAGCUUCAGUUCAAGGUCGCCCGAGUCCAGCUAAGAUCAUUGCUAUGGAGGAGCUACCACUGCUUAGUGCCUAAAUUGAGAAGCCUUAAAGAACUGUAUAAAACCAUGUAUUAAAAAUUCUGAGUUCUUCAGCAUAUAAGGGAAAAUGCAGCAGUAAACCUGAAACCUUUAUUGGGUCACACAGGAGAAUUUAAGAGAUAAUGGGAGACAGAUCCACCAAUAUGCAGGCUUUCUCUAGAGUGCUUCUGUAGUAUGACCUGUAUGAUUCUCCUGGACAGCUUCAAAGCACUGGAGAGAUUCUCAGACAAUGCAGCGCACUUACGCCUUUUUCUCACCACUGCUUUCCAAAAGAUCUGCAGAUAUUUUUGAACUUGGCGCUCCAGCCUCUGUUUGAGGCAAACACAAUAUAAAUGUUCUGGCCCUGCAGCUGCAGUCAAGAGAAGUCUUUGGCAGACUUAAGACUAGAUCUCAGACUUCCCAUUACAUGGUUGGUGCCUUAAUAAAGCAGGGAGUGUCUGUGUUUAAUUAUCCUCUUGUCUGGGAGUUGCCUUCCUGAUUUUGGAGGAAGUUUUAACACUUUCCUUAUGACCUUGUUGUUACUAAUUCCUUUGGUGUGUCCUACAAACCAUGGAAAUUAAUACUUUUCUAAACCACGGUGUAUUCCUAUACAAUUGCUUCCAGUGUGCUCCAUGAAGGUGCGUGGUUUCAGAGUUUUGAAAUGCUCUGGAAGGAGAUGUACUGCUGUGAAGCCUCACAGCGGUGAUCAAGUUGUUUAUUUCAUGUUGAGGAUAGAAAGGAGGAGAAGAGAUUGACACUGAAAAGGAGAAAAAAAAAAAGAAAGGUGUCUGUGGCUUAAGCAGGGGGCGAACUCCACCAAGGCAGACCACAGAGCACUCCCAUGCAUUCUUAGGAGGUGAAGCAUUUUAGCCUGGAAAAUGGACAAGAUUAUAAGGGCCAUUGCCUCUUGAUUAUUAUUGACCUCUGGCAGGGGAAUAACCUACAUUUGAACAGAUUUCCCAGACACAAUUAGGCACUUUUCAGAUGGUAAUCCUUAGGAGAGCUAUCACUUUCAGCUCUGUAUCUGUAACAAAAAUCUGUGGGAAAUGAAGAUUUGGAGCAAACUAAGCACUUUAGGGAAGUAUGCUCACUAUAAUUUAAUAAAUACAUAUAUAAUAUUUUUCUAAAGAUCCCUCUUUAGGCAAUUUUUGUUCUUUGUUCGUAGGUUAGCACUAUAUGGGCAGUGAGUUGAGGUGAGAACAAAUCCUGCUUUCAUUGAAUAUGUUGUUUUUUAAAUCAGCAAAAUUUUGCUAGACAGAAGAUUCUGUAAACCAUUUAAAAUACUCUAAAUAUAGUUAUAUGCUUCAUAAUGAAUAAAGGCUAGGCAAUUUUAAGCAGGAUAUAGUAUUAGAGAGAGACAAUUAUAUCUGGGAAAAUGAAAUAAUUUAUUUUGAGAAAACUGUGAAGGUGUAAAAAAAAAAGGCAAAAAGAUAAGCUGUCCUUUCUGAAAGCUUGCUUUUGAAACUGUUAAUACAAAGAAGAUGAUCUUGAAAGAAUGAUGAUCACACCUACAUUUUCACAGGAAGUAACUCAUUUACUGUUCUUUGUUCCAAAUAUAAAUAGAUAAAAGAUAAAACCUGAAGGAAAGUAUUAAUGCUCACCCAGCAUGAUUUCCUGAAUAAUAUGGGCUGUGGAAUUUAACCAAUAUCAAAUCAGUAUUCAGUAACUACUGACCUGUAUUGAAAGUAAGAAACAGAGAACAAAUGUGUCUUUUACCGUCGCAGACUAAGGAGCUAAUGUGAGAAGAAAUGUAAAGUCAUUAAAGAUAUGCUUUAUAAGAAAUCUCUUAAAAAGAGUCAGAUUAAGUAUUAAAAAUGUAUAAUCAUUUCCAUAUGAAAAGGAUGUGCCUGGCUCCUUUAUUUGUCAUUGUCCUUAAUUAGGUAGGAAACAGGGCUCUUCAGUGAGUUCUGCACCAGCUUCCUCUCAACUUACAGCAUGAUACUAUGGAGCCAGAAGUAUUUCAAAUAUAUGUAUUAGUCUUUUUCUAUUCUCAUUAUUCCUUAAAGUGACUUGUUUGAGUUGAGGCUUGCUCUGUCAUGAAUAGUUUAUCUGUGCAGUCAUGAGUACAGCAAAUGGAAUUGUCCACAUAAAUAAACGCUGCAGGACUGGGCUUGAAGUCAAGGAGAUUCAGGCUAGUGCAGAGGUUUGCCCUGGAGGAGCCUUUGCAACAGCCUUUAUUAUGACAAUUUCUGGGAAUGCUGCUUUGUUUUUUUUACGUGCUGAAAGCCCUGUAGAUGUUUAGAAUAUAUUAUACCUAAUUAUGACUUUCAACAUCAGAAAUCUUUUGUGGAACAAACUUAAUGUAAUGGUGUAGCUUGUCUCACUUAUUCCUUCGUAACAUACUGAACACUUGCCUGGUUCCUAACACUCCAUCAGACUAAGUGGAUCGGUAUCACACCCUGCUUUUGGGAUGCGUGGUUGCUUCAGUAACCAGCAAUCUGGAGCAAGACUCACUCUGGACUGGCAUCAGUGGAGACCUUAUACCUGAAAUGCUCUUGCAGACCCUGAGGAGGAGGAGGUUACUUGUCUUAGCCAGUAGGUUAGGAAAGUUACAGCAUUUUCACUAUAGUAGAGAUGACAUUGGAGGUUUUAGGUCCCAAGAAGAUUAUGUGAAAAGAUUUCUAAGGUUGCAGGGUAGCUAGCCACUUUUUGUUUGAUUUCAGAUGGAGGAAUGCUGGCCUUUAAAGACCAAGUGAAAAGAGCACUGUUUUUUCCCUAGUAUGGCAAGUGACAUUGAAGGUGUCCCAGGUCUAGGAUUAGAACUAUGGGUCUAUUUAUCAUUUAUUUUGUGAUAUUCAUAAAGCUGUUCAGUAUUUGGAUGGUGUUAUCAUUAAAAUGCAGCUGAUAUUAUUCUUCCCAUAUUUCCACUGUGUCAGUGUUACUGAGAUAAAAACCAAACCCAGCAUCUCAGAAAAAGUAUACCUUGAAAGCAAAAGUGAAUCUUGUUUUUCUUUUAUCUCUCUCACUGGAGAAAUAAAACCCAUGAAUUUUCUUAAAA